Marmota flaviventris (yellow-bellied marmot) is the source of this 5421-nucleotide messenger RNA. It is a transcript of the gene Slfn13, whose product is annotated as schlafen family member 13. The record is from RefSeq and is a predicted model, not a curated record. Lineage: Eukaryota; Metazoa; Chordata; Mammalia; Rodentia; Sciuridae. Gene Ontology annotation, molecular function: tRNA binding. Gene Ontology annotation, biological process: defense response to virus.
AAUACAUCAUGAAGCCUGAAGCUUGCUUCUCCUUUCGGCGUUCCAACGUUGGGGAAUCUUCAUUCCCAAGAACAAACAUGGAGAAACAUAAUUCAUCUUUGGUGGAGGAUUUAUCUCACCCAGACUUAGUCUUCAACAUAGGAAAAGUGACUCUUGGUGAAAGAAACAGAAACAAGAUGCAGAAAACUCGGAGAGAGCAAGAGAGAGUGAACAUUCUACAGGCUGCAUGUGCUUUAUUAAACUCAGGAGGAGGAGUGAUUCAGAUGGAAAUGGCAAACGAAGAUGAACAGCCAGUGGAGAUCGGACAGGACUUGGAAGAGGCACUGAGAGACCUUAUUCAAUCUUCAGAUUUGCAGGCUUUCUUCGAAUUCAAGUACCAAGGAAAGUGUUUUUACAUUUUUGUUAAAUCUUGGAGCAGUGCCCCUUCACCUGAAGACAGUUCCCCGAAGCCUCGCAUUUGCAGCCUGAGCUCCUCACUGCGCCGUAGAUCUGGCACUUCUGUGAUCCUCAUGAAGUCAAGAGAGGCGUUUGAUUUCCUAGUAACCAGGAAAAAGAGUGUAAAAUGUAGUCUGAGUCAUGAAGGACUUUCACAGAGUAAAAUUCCCAGAGCUGUACAUCAGAACGUUUUUGAAUCAGAUCUUGCUUUCAAAUUAUUCCAAAGCGACCGACUUAAAUAUGAUGACAUCCUACCUUUUCCUGAGUCUCAAUCUGUAGAGUUUAAGCAGUUCUCUACAAAAAACAUACAAAAAUAUGUAAAAAGCCUAAUUCCAGAGUACAUCCCUGCAUUUGCAAACAGUGGUGGAGGCUAUCUUUUUGUUGGGGUGGAGGAUCAAAGUAGGAAAGUCCUAGGAUGUGCAAAAGACCAGGUUGACUGUGCAUCUUUGGAGACAGCCAUAGCAGAUGCAGUUUCAAAGCUGCCCAUCGUCCAUUUCUGCUCUUCUGAAGCGCAGUUGUCUUAUAGGACCAAAGUCAUAGAUGUGUUUCAUGGGGAAAACUUGUACGGUUAUUGCUUUGCAAUUAAAGUGGAACCAUUCUGUUGUGUGGUGUUCUCAGAAGCUCCCAUUUCAUGGAUGGUGAAUGAUAGGAAAACCAUCUACAGCCUGACGGCUGAGAAAUGGGUAGACAUGAUGAUGUACUCUCCUGGUUCAUGGAUGGUGAAUGAUAGGAAAAACAUCUACAGCCCGACAACUAAGAAAUGGGUAGACAUGAUGGACGCUGAUCCAGAUCUUCUGUGCUUGUCCAAAGACUUUGAAUCUCAGCUGAACCUAUCUAGUGCAUCUCCUCUCAGCAGACCUGUGUACUCCAAGAAAGGCCUGGAACAUAAAGAGGAUCUCCAGAGAAUCUUAUUUUCAGUGCCACGAGAAAAUUUGCGAUACACUCCUGAAUCCGUCUGGAAGGAGCUGUUCUCACAGCAUGAAGGUCUGAAGGCGUUAAUAAGUCAGCAAAUGCAUCCUUUCUCCCAGGGAAUUCUGAUCUUCUCUAGAAGCUGGGCUGUGGACCUGGACUUGCAAGAGAAGCAGGAAGUCAUCUGUGAUGCUCUGCUGAUUGCUCUGAACAGCCCCCCUACCCUCUACACUGUUCUCAGGGAUCAGGAUGCAGAGGGCCAGGCCUACUGCACCCAGACUGCAUUUACUUUGAAACAGAAGCUGGUAAACAUGGGUGGCUACACUGGGAAAGUGUGUGUCAUGACCAAGGUUCUCUGCCUGAGUCCCAGGAGCAAACCAGAGACCACAGAGGGGUCGGGCUGUCUGGUAGAUUAUCCUUCGUCCUAUUACCUUAGAGACACUCAGCAAAUGGAAGCCUUGCUGCAGGCUCUUGUGAUUGUCUUGCUUGGCUUCAGAUCUUUCUUGAGUGACCAGCUUGGCUGUGAGAUUUUAAAUCUGCUCACAGUCCAACAGUAUGAGAUAUUAUCAACAAACCUCCGUAAGAACAGACACUGGUUUGUCCAUGGCUUGCCUGGCUCCGGGAAGACAGUCAUGGCCAUGAAAAUCAUGGAGAAGAUCAGGAAUAUGUUUCACUGUGAGAAAAAUAAUAUUCUCUACAUUUGUGAAAACCAGCCUUUGAAGAACUUUAUCGGGAAUAAACAGAUCUGUGAGGCAGUGACCCGGAAAACCUUCAUGAAGAAGGAGGACUUUAAAGAUAUUCAACACAUCAUUGUGGAUGAAGCUCAGAAUUUCCGCAAAGAAGAUGGGGACUGGUAUGGGAAAGCAAUUGCCAUCACUCAGAGGGAAAAGGAACAUCCAGGAAAUCUCUGGAUCUUUCUGGACUAUUUUCAGACCAGCCACUUGGAUGUUAGUGGUCUCCCUCCUCUCUCAUCCCAGUAUCCAAGAGAAGAGCUCACAAGAGUGGUCCGCAAUGCAGAUCAAAUAGCCCUAUACCUAAAAAAACUGAUGAAGAACAUUAAAAAGAAUCCACCACGUAACAUCCCCCGUAGAUCCUUGGAGAUGCUUCCUGAAGCUGAAUGGGUUCGGGAUGUCCAGGGAAUCUUAAAGAUUCAGAAAAAUUUGACUCAGACUCAAAUCGUGAACUUUGUGGCAGACACCUGCAAGGGGCUGUUUGAAAAGGGGUAUACAUUCAAAGAUAUUGCUGUGCUUGUCAGUACCACAGAAGAAGUGAAUGACUACAAGUAUGACCUCCUAAGGGCGAUGAGGAAGAAAAGGAUGGUGCAGUUCUGCGAUGCAAGUGGCGUAUUGAGCGAUCACAUCGUGUUGGACAGUGUCCGUCGGUUCUCAGGCCUGGAAAGGAACAUUGUGUUUGGGAUCCAUUCAAAGACAGCCGAGCCUCCUAUCUUAAACAAUAUUCUGGCCUGUCUGGCUUCCAGGGCAAAGCAACAGCUCCAUAUUCUGUUUUGUGAUAACUUUUACAAAGAACCUCAACCUGAAAUGGGUUAAGACAACUACUCUGGAGAUAUCUGUGUCUGUUUGGUUUUGCAGAAACUUUUCUCUUUGGUUCACAGGUCAGAUUAGGGCAGAGUUGGGAACUGCUUCUGUCCUGCUUACUCCUUUCAAAGAGAUUAUUUCCAGAACUCUUUCCAAAGACUGUGGUUUCCUCCAGUUCCAUUCUUCCUGUUAGAUAGGUGAUAGCAUUCAAGGGAACUUUAGCUGCCCUGCAGGGUAGACCAGUGUGCCGGAGUUAGGGUGAAAACCAUGAAAACAAGAAACAGCUCCUCUAGCCUAUCUUUCUUUAAAGUCUAGACUUUUUCAUUGUGACUACACAUAGUUUUUGUUUUUUAAAAAUUUAUCCAAUUACCACUUGUUUUCUGAAGAAGGAUAGUCGGUUAAAAAGUCACUUGUUCAUUGUGGAAGCAUAAGUUGUUUCUUGAAUUCUUUUUUUUUUUAUACUAUCAUUUAUUUAUUUUUUGGUUCUGGUGAUUAACCCCAGGGGCACUCUACCACUGAGCUCCAUCCUCAGCCCUUUUUAUUUUUUAUUUGGACUCAGGGUCCGGCUAAGUUGUGCAAGGCAGCCUCAAACUUAUAAUCACACUUCUUCAGCCUCCCAAGUUGCUGAUUACAGAUGUGAGCCAUUGCAUCUGUCCUUCAAUCCUGGGGUCCUCUAACUUCAACAAAAUAGGACAAAUCAGCAAAAUAGGGAGGGAAAUAUUGCUUCUUUCUUAGUGCAUUAAAUCAGAUAUAACUCAGGCCCAUCUCACAGAUCCUGCUUCAUCCCUGGGGUUAUCCAUUUCUCCAAAAAGUCCUGCUUCCUUCAUGGAGAAUGGUAAUAGAAACCAAAAUCUGGACAUUGCCUAUGCUGGUUGCUACUUGUUAGCUUACUUUGUUGUUGCUGGCUUUUUCCACUGUCACUGUAUGUGGCAGCACUGUCCAACCACAUGUAGCAAAUGAUUCCUUGCAGUGUGGCUGGUCCAAAUGGAGAUGUGUAAAUAUGCAUGCAAACUGGAUUCAAAAAUUUGGUAUGAAGAAUGAAAAUAUCCCCUUCAUCAUCCUUUUAUAAUGAUUAUAUGUUCAAAUGAUCAUAUUUUGGAAGUGUUGAGUUAAAUAAGAAAUAGUAUCAAAAGCAAUUGUGCCUGCUUAGCUUCUAAAUUUUUUUAAUGCAGAAAGUUUUAAACUACAUAUGUAGUUUGCAUUAUAUUUCUGUUGAGCAGCACUAGUGUGUGCAUUGUUAAAAAUGAGACUUUUCAAUGCUCGACUAGAGCAGAGGACUCAGUAGGGUGGAGGGAGAAGAGGACUUUGUCCUUCAAGGCACAUAAUGUCUAGGGUUAUUUUUAGUUGUCACAACUUAAGGGGAGUGUUAAUGGUACCUAACGGGUAAAGGCAGGCAUACUGAUAAACACCCUACAAUGUACAGGAUAGCACCCUACAACAAAAAUUUCCCAACCCAAAGUAUCAAAAGGGCUGAGUCUGGCAAAUCCUGAUGUGCCUAGUUCCGUCCCUUAAAUAAGUAUUCCAGGUUGGAGUUCUUCCCUUAUGAUACUUGAGGCCUGAAGGACUGAGGCAUCCUGUUUUGUAUUGCUAGUGAAUUGCUAUUUGGAAUGAAGAGUCCUGGGGGAUCCUGUGACCCCAAUAGGGAUUCUACCUUUCUCAGAUGCUGAAGUAAUAUAGUUGCAAAAGAUUUUUAUUCCUUAUGAAGUGUAGGCAAUGCCAAGGUGAAAUAAAGGAAGUGGUGUCCUUGAAUAAUAGCUUAUCUUUAGAGGCUUAGUGUUUCUUAAACUCUGUGGAAGUAUAUUGAUCCAUUGCAACAUAUUGCUAAGUGCUUAUAUAAAUCUAGUAGUGGGGGUUUCUGAGAUUCUCAGGGGGAAAUAAGAAAUUCAUAUCUAAACGGUUUUAUUCUUUAAAUAAGCUAACUCUUUAAGAAACACUCCAGGCACGGAGAAAAUAAGAAUGUAUAAGCUGAAUGGUCAUUCCCAAGACAUGAGUCUCUAAAACUUGCACAAACAUAUUAAAUGCAUUGGUUAGUCUGAUGAAUCUCUUCAGAACUCUGAAUCUCAUGAUGCUUUCUGGUUAUAAAAAACAAAAACAUUACAAUUGCAAAACUCUUUACUGAACAGUAAAAUCAGAGUAGAAUAAAAAAACAUGAAAAUUAAUAUGAAAAUAAAUAGUAAAGUUUAAACAAUAUUUAUUCCCUCAAAUUUAAGCCAUUCAUCGCUCUAGAAACAUUUUGGUUGAGAUAUAGGAACAUGUGCUUCCAGGAAUGUAAUCCCAGUGCUGAUAAAGAAGACAUCUAAAUUAACUUUUACCUGGAAAUGAAUAGUACUUAAGAAUUUAGGAAUCCUUUCUCUAUUAAGACUUGGAGUGAAGAUUUGGAAGGCUCUGUUGUUAUGUAGUAAAGAUAAAUAGGAAAGAAUCAAAUGUGGUGCUUCUAAUUAAGGAAUUGCCUUUGUGAAAAUUGUUCUCUUAAUUCAAGGAAUACAAAAUGGUGAUUUUCUCUGUGAUGUUCCAAAGUGUGAAUAAAGAUGCAAGGAAGACA